This is a messenger RNA of Perognathus longimembris pacificus (Pacific pocket mouse), 591 nucleotides long. RefSeq names its product serglycin (gene Srgn). Bases 81 to 563 code for a protein of 160 amino acids. Lineage: Eukaryota; Metazoa; Chordata; Mammalia; Rodentia; Heteromyidae. Gene Ontology annotation, cellular component: secretory granule. Gene Ontology annotation, biological process: secretory granule organization; negative regulation of bone mineralization. The transcript has 3 exons. The record is from RefSeq and is a predicted model, not a curated record.
AGUCUUGUCUAAAAGGGACAGAAAGCACCCUGCUGUAUUUCUUCAUCGUGGGGCUGGUGUGCUGCUUUGAGCUGCUCAGGAUGCACAAGAUUCUCAAGUGCAGUAGGCUUGUCCUGGCUCUCCUGCUCACCCUUACUCUGGAAUCUUCGGUUCAAGGGUAUCCUACUCGGAGGGCCAGGUACCAGUGGGUACGCUGCAGUCCGGACAGCAAUUCUGCCAACUGCAUUGAUGAAAAGGGCCCAGUGUUUGAUUUGCUGCCUGAUGAAACUAACAGGAUCCUUCCAGCAAGGCCUGACUCUGACUCAAUGACAAGAACCCAGAGAUUGCAUGACGUGUUUCCUCUUUCUGAAGACUAUUCUGGAUCAGGCUCUGGAUCCGGUUCUGGAUCUGGCUCUGGAUCCGGCUCAGGAUCAGGCUCUGGAUCUGGAUCCGGAAGUGGCUUCCCACCUAAUGUGGAAUGGGACUACCCGAUCUUCGAUGAAAAUGAUUUCAAUUAUAACUAUAGGUCUCCCAAGGUAUUCCUGGACUCCCGUCCUGACGGGUUCGAUUAUAUGAUUGAAUAAAAGUGAGGGGUUCCCCACCUCAACACCA